AAUGUGCUUAACAUUUUGUUACACGUCUCUAUAAACAUAGUCUUCACACCAACCUAUACAUACUCCGAUUUAAUUAAGAGAUAAUAGUUGUUACCGUUUUUGGAUUAGCUAGCUGGGCGGUGCUAGCGUCAGUUAGCUCACCAUUUUUGACUGAUCACUAGUUUCGAUUUCCUCAGAAUACUUGUUUUGACAUUACGUUUCGGUUAUGUGUUCCGUAUCGGUGGUAGCCACAGUUCUCCAUUAAUUGUGGACACUACCAGCCGUGUUGUGGCUCAGUUAUUUUCUUUCUUUCAGGAGGUCUUUGGAGUUGAUGCUGGAGCUCAGUGAAGAUCCUACAGCAUGUUCCCCCGCAGCGCCUUACCGAGGGACCUGUCUGCCUUCCGUCACGGCCCGUACCCUCCCCCGGGCCCCCAAACCUACAAUUACAACCACGGGAGCCGGGCUGCUGUCAACUUCCAUGGUCCUGGACCACAGAGGUUUCCACCAUAUGAAUGGAAAGAGAGGCCACUUCCUCCAGCCCCUCAUCCAGUCCAUCAUCCCUACGCACCAAACAUGACCAACAGUCGCAAGAGGCAGAAUAGCGAAUACAGCCCCAAUGUUGUAAAGCGCCAACGCAUUGAGUCCCAUCCCCACCCAUCCUUAGCCUCUCCUCUACCUCGAACCCCUCCCCCCCGUCGUCCUGACCGGGCGGUGGCAGGGUCAUCGAGACCUCCUUUCGUUGGUCAAAGUCCACCUGCCCUCAUCCAUCCUCAGGGGGUAGAUGUCCCUGAGAACUUCAACAGCCUGCAGGCCUAUGCCAGGGAUGAGUUGAGCUGUCAGAUGGUGGAGAUGUUCGAGGCGUGCCAGCAGCAAGCUUCGGAUUUGGACCGGAAGGAGUUGUGCCGAACUCGGCUGCAGGACGACAUACAGGGUCAAUAUCCAGUGGCACGGCUUUACCUGACUGGAUCCUCUAUGAAUGGAUUGGGCUGCAGGAGCAGUGAUGCUGAUAUGUGUCUGAUCAUCAAAGGAAAUAAAAAACUCGAUCCUAUUAGCGUACUCAGUGUCCUCCAAAGGUUGUUCAAGUCACUACCAUAUGUGGAGAGGACUCAGCUGAUCAGAGCCAAAGUGCCGAUCCUCAGGUUCAGAGAGAGAGGCAGUGAUCUGGAGUUUGAUCUGAAUUUCAACAACACAGUGGGCAUCAGAAACACAUUCCUUCUGAGGAGUUAUGCCUUUGCUGAUCUCAGGAUAAGACCCCUGAUCCUCGUUGUCAAGAAAUGGGCCCAACAUAAUCAUAUCAAUGAUGCCAGCAAAGGAACGUUGAGCAGCUACACACUCGUGCUGUUGGUGCUGCACUACCUCCAGACUCUCAAUGAACCUGUCCUUCCCUCUCUACAGAUGGACUACCCCGACUGUUUUUUCCCCCUCAUGGACAUUGACAUGGUCCCAGAGGGGCCCAAAAACGUCCCUCCCUACAUAUCGAGCAACCAGUCCUCUCUGGGAGAGCUUCUUCUGGGCUUUCUCGGAUACUAUGCCACGGUCUUCAGUUGGGAUAGGAAGGUGAUCUCUGUUCGAGAGGCCAAAGCUUUUCCCAAGAACAACUCUCCGACAUGGAGAAACAAAUUCAUUUGUGUGGAAGAGCCGUUUGAAAGGAACAACGUGGCCAGGGCAGUCCAUGAGAAGAUCAAGUUUGACGCCAUCAAAGCGGAGUUUGCUGUGUCAUACCGGAUACUAGAGGACGUGCAGGACCUGAACUCCAUCCUCCCAGUCAGAGAAAUCAUUAAUAAGGAAUCCUCCAGGAGAUAAGGGGUUCCUCUCAUUAGACGAGCGGACAGGAGUCUUCUACCUCAAGAGAGGCCCGUCCCCGGAAAGAGAAACCCAUUUGGAUGUGCUCACAGCCAGGAAAAAAAAGUCUCUGAAUGCUCUCGCUGCCUUGAUAUGGGUUAACCACAUCAUAGGGUGUUUCCAGUGGCAGUACUUGUACUUGGAAAUACUGGGCUCACUUUCAAAUGCUUCUAUAACUUCAAAUAAUUGAAACUAAAUGUAAAAAUAUAAUAUUUCUGAAGUGACAGCAGAGGGCUCUGCACUGAAGCAGGAUAAUAAUGGUCAGUGUUAUUAAGGAUGGUUAUAGCUGCUACAUAACACUCUUUACCAACUCGAUUGGCAUUACUGGAAAGUAGUUAGGAAUAUAGAAAAAGGAUGAAAAUACUUCCUGCAAUCUGUUAGGAUCUGAAGUUUUAUUAAAUGGAUGCGGCAACGUUUUGUUUCGACUGUUCUGGACCAGGUUCAUCUCAGUUACAUUUGUAUCCACAUUGUUAGAGCCAUAGUUUUAAAGAAGGUGCCAAUCAUUUGCUUUUGCAUCAUAUGUACAGUAUGUAGUCUACUGCCGGUAUGGACCAACUUGUAAUAUCAGAACCUUUCGUUCUAUUUUUCUAGGUCAGUGGUGAAGCUAUCGUGGGUUUAAACAUCCAUAGACAUUGUUUUCUACAUCUAUCCUCGUCUUUUUCCAUAAUUCAUCAUCUUUAAGUUGCUAAAAUUAGCUUGUUUAAGUUAGUGUUAUAUUAUAAGUGACUCUGGGAAUCACUAGAGGGCUGCGGGGGGCCACACUCUGGAUGUUGACACUUCUUCAUCAUUGCUCCUGAUGAGCUGUAUUCAUUUCCCUUGAUAGACAUGCUGUGUCAUUUGAGUUCAUCUACUUGAUUUAUUUGGACAUAAAUUCAUGCUAUUCAUUCAUUAUUCUGUUCAUUCAAUGCAUAAGUUAUUUAAAGAAUCUACACUUUGACGUGACUUUUUUUUCUUCUCCAGAUUAUAUUUUCUCUUUUUGUACAUUUUGUUCAAAGCUGAACUUUUAAAUGUUUAUUAAAAAAAUGAAAUAUCUGAGGAUGA
Gymnodraco acuticeps is the source of this 2862-nucleotide messenger RNA. RefSeq names its product terminal nucleotidyltransferase 2 (gene tent2). NCBI's taxonomy places the organism in Eukaryota, Metazoa, Chordata, Actinopteri, Perciformes, Bathydraconidae. The transcript has 14 exons. Gene Ontology annotation, molecular function: poly(A) RNA polymerase activity. Bases 340 to 1782 code for a protein of 480 amino acids. The record is from RefSeq and is a predicted model, not a curated record. Gene Ontology annotation, cellular component: cytosol.